CGGAGCUUGGGUCCCGGUGGAAGCCGAAGGCGCAGCCUGGACCGUAGUUUCCCGGGAGAGACCCGAGCAGGAGCGGGAGCUGAGCGGAGUGCAGUCCCUUCGAGCCUCAGCUCCAGCCGUCCGCCGAGGGUGGCAGGUGUGCGGGAGGCUUGAAACUGUAUUCCAAUAUGGCUUUGCUUGGACUCUUCUCUUUGCUGGUUCUGCAAAGUAUGGCUUCAGGGGCCCCUUUCCCUGAUGAAACCAUUGCUGAGUUGUCAGUGAAUAUGUAUAACCAUCUUCGAUCCACUGGGGAAGACGAAAAUAUCCUCUUCUCUCCACUGAGCAUUGCCCUUGCAAUGGGAAUGAUGGAACUUGGGGCCCAGGGGUCUACCCUGAGAGAAAUCCGCCAUUCAAUGGGAUAUGAUAGCCUGAAAAAUGGUGAAGAAUUUUCCUUCUUGAAGGAUUUCUCUGACAUGGUAACUGCUGACGAGAGCCAGUAUGUGAUGAAAAUUGCCAAUUCCCUCUUUGUGCAAAAUGGAUUUCAUGUCAAUGAGGAGUUUUUGCAAAUGUUGAAAAAAUACUUUAAUGCAGAAGUGAAUCAUGUGGACUUCAGUCAAAAUAUAGCCGUGGCCAACCACAUCAAUAGAUGGGUGGAGAAUAGCACCAAUAAUUUGUUGAAAGACUUGGUAUCCCCAAGAGAUUUUGAUGCUGUGACUCACCUUGCCCUCAUCAAUGCUGUCUAUUUCAAGGGGAACUGGAAAUCACAGUUCAGACCUGAAAAUACUAGAACCUUCUCCUUCACAAAAGAUGAUGAAAGUGAAGUCCAAAUUCCAAUGAUGUAUCAACAAGGAGAAUUUUAUUAUGGGGAAUUUAGUGAUGGCUCUAAUGAAGCUGGUGGAAUCUACCAAGUCCUAGAAAUACCGUAUGAGGGAGAAGAGAUAAGCAUGAUGUUGGUGCUGUCCAGACAAGAAGUUCCAUUGGCCUCCCUGGAACCCUUGGUCAAACCACAGCUGAUUGAUGAGUGGGCAAACUCUGUGAAGAAGCAAAAAGUGGAAGUAUACCUGCCCAGGUUCACAGUGGAACAGGAGAUUGAUUUAAAAGACAUUUUGAAGUCCCUUGGAGUAACUGAAGUUUUCAUCAAAAAUGCAAAUUUGACAUCCCUGUCUGAUAAUAAAGAGCUUUUCCUUUCCAAAGCGAUUCACAAGUCCUUCAUAGAAGUUAACGAAGAAGGCUCAGAGGCUGCUGCCGCCUCAGGAAUGAUUGCAAUUAGUAGGAUGGCUGUGCUGUAUCCUCAAGUUAUCGUGGACCACCCAUUUUUCUUUCUUAUCAGGAACAAGAGAGCUGGCACAAUUCUGUUCAUGGGACGAGUGAUGCAUCCUGAAACAAUGAACACAAGUGGACAUGACUUUGAGGAACUUUAAAUUACUUCAUUUGAAUAGCAAGGAAAACAGUAACUAAGCACAUCCUGUUUGCAAUUGGUAUAUAUUUAGCAUUUGUGUUUUGCAGUAUAUCUUAUGGUAGUAUUUAAAGUAGCUCCAGAUUAAAAAAAAUACAUGUAAAUUAUAAGUUAACUUCUCAAGGAACGUGGUCAGUAUUAUGGUAAUGGUCCUGUUAUGUCAUUGUAUUUGUUGUGCUGUUGCUUAAAAAUAAAACUACAUAUUGAACAUGUGAA
Oryctolagus cuniculus (rabbit) is the source of this 1651-nucleotide messenger RNA. RefSeq names its product serpin family I member 1 (gene SERPINI1). Gene Ontology annotation, molecular function: serine-type endopeptidase inhibitor activity. Gene Ontology annotation, biological process: negative regulation of endopeptidase activity. The record is from RefSeq and is a predicted model, not a curated record. NCBI's taxonomy places the organism in Eukaryota, Metazoa, Chordata, Mammalia, Lagomorpha, Leporidae.